Molecule: messenger RNA, 258 nt
Organism: Symbiodinium sp. CCMP2592
Lineage: Eukaryota; Dinophyceae; Suessiales; Symbiodiniaceae
Source: the annotation of a GenBank genome assembly
AUGCCAAGGUUCUCUCGUCGCUCUCUGAAACAGAGAUCAAGCGCAGGAGGACCGAUGCAGUUUUCGCGACUUGCCUUCAUCGCUUCGGCGAGCCUGGGGAAGAAGAGAUCUAUGACUUUCAUGAACAUUUUGCAGGUAUGCACAAGCUCACCAACGUGGUGCGGUCCUAUGGAUUCCGUGCGAGGAUGUUCGAUGUCCGGUGCCCAGUCCUGUACUCGAAACGUAUGGAUAUCCUCACUUCGUUCGGCUUCCUUUUAG